Acanthochromis polyacanthus (spiny chromis) is the source of this 1919-nucleotide messenger RNA. RefSeq names its product sosondowah ankyrin repeat domain family d (gene sowahd). NCBI's taxonomy places the organism in Eukaryota, Metazoa, Chordata, Actinopteri, Pomacentridae. The record is from RefSeq and is a predicted model, not a curated record. The coding region runs from base 333 to 1310 and encodes 325 amino acids. The transcript is spliced from 2 exons. Gene Ontology annotation, molecular function: protein binding.
GUGGUUUUGCCUGAGAUUAAAAUGAACUUUUUCUCAGUUCCUCUUAAAGGAAAGCACGAUCUGUCUGUCACUGCAACUCAGUAUUUGGGAUAACUCUUCAUAACUAUCCACGCAGUCAUGUGUUUGUGUGUAUCGCUGGACGUGAACUGAAACGCUGAUUGGUAGAGGUGGAACCUGUGCGCUUUAGAGCAAGAGUCUGCGCUUUGGAGAACAGAAUCCAGUACAGCGGAGGGAAAUGGCUCCCAGUUCAUAAUUUGACAGGACAUCUUCGGGGUGUUGUCUAAAUAAAAGGAAGUAGCCUUGAACUCUUUGUGCAGAGGAAGCCUAGCAGCAUGUACGAGAACAGAUCUGAAGAUGCUGGAUGUGAACCAGCUGUCAGCGGUCCCACCGCCCACAACCGCGCAGCGUCCAGAGAGGGCACCGUUGUGGAGCGGCUGUCGAAGUAUGGCAUUCAGGUCAUGCCCAGUGCUUUCCAGCGUAGGUCGAGGCUGCAGAGGCAGCAAGAAGUCAGUGACAGCUGCACUCCGGGAGGACUGCAGAGGGAGGCUCCGGAGAGGAGCUCUCUCACUCCCGCUAUGCGUAAAAAGUACCUGAAGGAGCUGCUUUUCAGUAACUCUUCUAACAGCGGCUUCAGCAGCGUGCUGUCCACGCAGACCUACAGCGUGUCCUCCGAGCAGGACACGGACUGGGCUCUCUCCCCGAUGGAACACGCGUGGAUGCUGUCGGCGGUGGAGGGCAGCUAUGAGACCAUACUGGAAUUCAUCUCCGAGGACCCGCAUCUGCUCACCAGGAGGGACUUCAUCAGCGGGUACUCGGUGCUGCACUGGCUGGCCAAGAGAGGACAGGACGAGACCCUGAUCAGACUGCUGCGGUACGCGGACGGAGCCGGCAUCCCUGUGAACGUGAACCUGCGGGGCAGCGGGGGUCUCACUCCCCUGCACGUCGCCAGCAUGCACAGCCAAUACAUGGUGAUCAAGCUGCUGGUCGGAGCCUACGGAGCCAACGUGGACGUCAUGGACUACAACGGGAAGAGAGCCUGGCAGUAUCUGAGGGGAGACGCCCCGCUGGAGAUGAAGGAGCUGCUGGGGACCUGGGACGAUGAAUACAGCAGUGUUCGAUGUGCGCAAAACGUCAACAAAAACGGAAACAACAACUGCGCUGGCGCAGAGAACCUGACCCCAUGUGAGGAGGUCGACGAAGGAAAGAGAGAAGUGAACUACUUUGACCGGACUAAGAGAGGAGGCAGCUGGAGGCUUGGCUCCAUAAGAAAGCUGCUGCCCUCCUUUGCAUUUCUUGGGAACAAAACAUGAGUAGGUAUUAAGCAGGCUUUGCACUAUUUGCAUUAUUUCUGCAUUUACGUCACUAUUGUGGUUCUCCAGUCUAUAAAGGUCACAAGUCACUGGACAAGUGAUUUUUCUUGUAAAUCAGUUGGAAGAGCUCUGACUGCAGUGAGAAUAUCUUCUUUCCAAUACAAAUCAAUGUUUUCCCAAUUCUAGUUUUUCUCGUUCUUCAGAAACAUGCUUGUUUCGUCUUGUUCUUCCAAGAUACAAGCACCAAGUCCUUGUAAUUUCCUGAAACAAGCUCAUUUCCACGAUAUUUUAGGAUCUAAUUACAGACACAUUUAGUAAGAAGAUUAAAAGUGAAGACUAAAGGGUGAGAGACACUUUGUUCCACAAAUGGUUACUCCUUCUUGUCAGAUGCCUCAAGCUUCUAAAAAUACUUCUACAAUCCAAAAGGGAAAACAACUCCGUCUCCACACAAACAGCAUUUGAAUGGGCCUCAAACCAAAAGCAUUGGGAGCCACUACAUUACUUUUUUUUUAAACAAUCCACUUAUCAAUGCUGUUUUCAAUGCAGCACUUCAGUCAUCUGGUCCAAUCAAAAGUUACUGACAAAUAAAUCCUGAAAAAUGUCACUGAA